Messenger RNA from Linum trigynum, 345 nucleotides. The record is from the annotation of a GenBank genome assembly. NCBI's taxonomy places the organism in Eukaryota, Viridiplantae, Streptophyta, Magnoliopsida, Malpighiales, Linaceae.
AUGUCCAAAUGUUUGGGUUUAACCCGUGUCCGAUCCCCACGACGAAGAGCAGGGGGAGCCUGCACAAGAGGGGCCGCAACUAGGGAGGCCGGUGUGGAGUGGGCCCCAUCAUGGACGGAAGAACCCGAGGGGACGGGACUGGGCUGUGAGGAUGGGCCCGGCCCUGAUGCCGUGGUGGGAGGAUCCAAGGAGCUGGGAGAGCCGGGUGUGGGCCGAGCAGGUGGGACUGGGCCAGGUUGGGCCGAGGAGCUGGGAGAAUCGGUGAGUGGAGGAGCCGCAAACUCGGUGUCAUCCUCAAAGGCAGGCCGAGUAAAAACCUGUGGAGAAACCCAAUUGAACUCGUGA